GUAUCGAUUGAAAUAAUAUUCCAAUAAGUAGAUUUUCGCGGUCCUAAACAUAAAUUUUAAUUUUAUAAACGAUCCUGAAAAAGAAGAAUGGCUUCAGCAAGUAGCACAAGUGCGAGAUCGCUGUUUGCCGAUUCAAAAAUGCGCCUAGCUGACCGCGUACAGGUUAAUGUAAAUAACAUUUCUUCGUUGGCAAGGCAAAUAACUAGGGGUUCAAAAAGUUGCGAGAUACUAAUGCACUCCUCGAGAAAUUUCGCUGUACAAGAGCAGGCGAUGGAUAAUAGCGAAAAUAAUCUAAAAAAAAUGCAAUUGCUCUGCCUCCAUCUGGGCUACCAACAUGACUCCAUGCUGAAAUCGGCUCAGCAAUUAGAAGAAAUCAAAGAACAAGUUUGUGCUAUGCAAAGAUAAAAGAUAACUUAUUUUGGUGGUCAAUUUUCAAGUUCAAUUUUACGCAGUUGGCAUAAUUUUGAAUUUAUAUUUAAAGUUAACCUUAAAUAUUUUGUUUUGAGACAUUUUUAGCAUCGGUUGUAAUGAAAUGUGAUAGUUUUAAAUUCGUUGUAAACAGCAGUGCGUAAUAUAAGUACAUUAUACGACUUAUGUGGUAAGAUAAAUGUGCUAUUUGUAUUUAGAAUGAAUUAUUAAUAAAUUUAACCUUCUGA
This is a messenger RNA of Anoplophora glabripennis (Asian longhorned beetle), 656 nucleotides long. RefSeq lists its product as uncharacterized. Lineage: Eukaryota; Metazoa; Arthropoda; Insecta; Coleoptera; Cerambycidae. Bases 88 to 405 code for a protein of 105 amino acids. The transcript has 2 exons. The record is from RefSeq and is a predicted model, not a curated record. Gene Ontology annotation, cellular component: BORC complex.